Messenger RNA from Drosophila willistoni, 2693 nucleotides. RefSeq names its product organic cation transporter protein. Gene Ontology annotation, cellular component: membrane. Gene Ontology annotation, molecular function: transmembrane transporter activity. NCBI's taxonomy places the organism in Eukaryota, Metazoa, Arthropoda, Insecta, Diptera, Drosophilidae. The transcript is spliced from 7 exons. Gene Ontology annotation, biological process: transmembrane transport. The record is from RefSeq and is a predicted model, not a curated record. The coding region runs from base 784 to 2520 and encodes 578 amino acids.
UAUUUUGACUUAAAGAAAAUUUCAAAUAACAAGAAAAAAAACGUGUCGCUCUAUGUCAUAGACAAAGUACAUCCCAUUUGCUGUGUGUGUGUGUGUGCGGGAGGAGGGGGCUAACAAUUGAGAAUAAUAUACAAACACAAAGCAUAAAGAGAAAAUUUGAAAACCAAAAAGCCCCAAAAAAACAAAAAAAAAAGAACAACCAGAUAAACAUCAACAAACGUGCAGGAGUUGAAACGCAUUUUCCAAGAAGUGAAAGUGAAAAGUCUUAACCGUGUGUGUAAAUACCUAAGCUACACAAUAUAUAACAAACGAUCGAUUGAUCGAUCGAUCCAUCCAUCGAUCCAUCCAUCCAUCCACCCAUCGAUCCGCUGCGACUUUAUCUGAAGAGAAGAAGUCAACGGCAACAACAACAAAGAGCAAAACCACGGCCCAGUGCCAAGUUAUUGCACUCGGAUGCAUCUAUCGCUCGACAACAGAUGAGAUCGUCAAAUCGAAUCUAAAUCCAGACUCAAAUAUAUGUACAUACAUAUAUAUAUUGUUUUUAGAGAUUGCACAAAAUAAUAUUGCCAAGUUCAGUGUCAAAGAACUCCAAGCUUCGCAAAAUUCAGUGAAUUGUGUAUUUUUAGAAAUAUAUACAACAACAAAUCAAAAGGAAAAAGCUAAAAUCCCUUAUCACCAAAUACUAAUUUAAAUACUUACUUGUGUUGUGUACCUAAAAUUAUAGUAGAACAUCCUUUUUUGUUUGUUGUUUGACUAAAUCUGUGAUAUCUCAUAUUAAGCACAAUGACUAAAUCAAAAGAAAAUCUGGAAAAAACACGUGAGCCGAUCAGCGAGGAGAGUAUGAAAGAUUUGCUCACCAAGCAAUUGGAAAUUGUCGGAAGCGGUGGAGCAUUUGUAUGGGCAAUAUUUUUCCUGUGCGUUACACCGAAUAUCCUGAAUGGUUUUCAUGUCUCCUCCUACACUCUGUUGGGUCAUUUGCCGGAUGAUCAAUGGUGCGGCAUCUCAGAUCUGCAGUCCACCAAUUGGACAACGGAACAGAAGCGAAGCAUUGCCGAAAGGGAUUUAAAUUCGGGUGGUUGCACUGUCUGGAAUUGGGACUACAAACAUCUGAGUAGCAUGUCGUAUGAGGCGGCUCUGCAAUAUACGAAUCGCAUGACCCAGAUUGAACGGCCUUCGGAGAUCUCAUGCAAGGUUAGGGGCAACUAUGAAUAUGCCCAUCCCGAGACAACAUUCGUUGCUGACUGGGAACUGACCUGUGAUCGUAGCUUACAGCGGACAUCGGCUCAGGUUUCCAUAUCGCUGGGCAAAUUCUGUGGCUCCUUUUCCUUUGGCAUAUUGGCUGACAAAUUCGGUCGCAAGGCAUCUUUUACACUGGGAGCAGCCUUCUUCAUAGUGGGUAGUUUCUUUUGCACCUUCUCGCCCUGGUAUAGUCUCUUUCUGAUUGGUCGUUUUGCCCUCGGAGCAGCUUCAUCGGGUCUCUUCUAUCCAGCUUUUACCAUGAUUGUUGAGAACAUUUGUCUGAAGCAUCGUUCUUGGAUGUCUAUAGCGUUCUCGGCCUCGUAUCCCGUUGGCAUGAUCAUCUUGGCAAUAAUUGGUUAUCUCAUACAGCCCUGGAGGUACUUACAGCUGGCCCUGACUAUUCCUUCGCUUCUGCUUAUACUCAAUUGCUAUCUGAUGAAUGAAUCACCACGUUGGCUUAUUACCAAGCAGCGCUACGAUCGUUGUUAUAGGAUACUCUUCAAGCAGCAGAGCCAUUAUGAGAUUCAACCACCCAUUGCAGCAGCUACAGAGAUUAUUAGCGAUAAGAAAGCUUUGGAUACGGAAGUUAAUGUUUCCCUGAUACAGAAGCUUAAGGAUGGACCCAUGAAAUCCAUCAUUGAGCUGUUUAGCAAUCCGAAAGUGCGCAAAUUGAUUUUCACCUCGUACUUUAUGUUCUGUGUGACAUCGCUGAGUUAUUACGUUACGGCUUUGAAUGCUUCCAAUUUGUCGGUGAGCCGUUAUCUAUAUAUCGUGGCCACUGGAGUCGUUGAUAUACCCUCGUAUUUGGUGCCAGUGAUAAUGCUGCGUUUCACUGGACGUCGGAUUACCACAUCGUUCCUCUUCCUGUGGACGGGUAUAUCGCUGCUGUUGGUGCUUUCGGUGCCCGCGGGCAGCACUACCUGGAUUGUGGCAUUCGCUAUGCUGGGACGCUUUGGUAUCAGUGCCACAUAUUCGGUGGUCACUCUAUACACAGCUGAACUGUAUCCCACCGAGAUACGUAACUCGGCCUUGGGCACAUGCUCAACGUUCGCCCACAUCGGAUCGAUAUCUGCGCCCUAUGUCGUCGAUGUCCUGGGCGCAUUGGGCUGGUACAUUCCAACAACUAUAUGCGGAAGUUUAGUUUUAGUAGCGGGCCUGCUGACCCUCACUCUGCCCGAAACGGGCACCGGCAAACUGAUCGAUAAGGUGGACGAUGCCGCUGCUGCUUCUACCUCGCCGGCUUGCGAUGCUGCUCCCAUGGAGCAGGCCGAGAAGAAGUAGAGGCAGUGGAGAUUAGGAUUAAGUCUAUAAUAAUUAGCAGUUCUCUAGCCUAAGCCUAAUCAUUGUUAAUCUGUGCUAUUCCUUUGCAUUAUAUAUAUACAUAUGUGUGUACUUGUAUUCGUAAAUAUUUUCUCUGUUUGAUAUCCGUAUAAUAAAUAAAUUAUAUACCUAUA